This is a messenger RNA of Myotis brandtii (Brandt's bat), 2821 nucleotides long. RefSeq names its product NADH dehydrogenase (ubiquinone) 1 alpha subcomplex, 10, 42kDa (gene NDUFA10). Bases 879 to 1892 code for a protein of 337 amino acids. Gene Ontology annotation, cellular component: cytoplasm. The record is from RefSeq and is a predicted model, not a curated record. The transcript is spliced from 9 exons. Lineage: Eukaryota; Metazoa; Chordata; Mammalia; Chiroptera; Vespertilionidae. Gene Ontology annotation, biological process: mitochondrial electron transport, NADH to ubiquinone.
GACGCAGAGCAGGAGGCGUUCGGGCUGGCUUUGGGAGGACGAGGGGACCCCUGUGGUCGCCAACAGGGACGGGCGGCAUUGCACGCGGAGGGUCCGGAGAAGCACAACUGUGGCUGGAAACUUGGGAAUACAUCGCUGGGUGGCUGUGGCUUGCUAGUCACUUUGCCCUUCGAUUGUAUUUCUGUGUGUGUGUGUGUGUCCGCACGCGUUGGAGGGAUUGUUAUGGUUUUAGUGCAAAAAAUAGAUUGGGGAUAUUGGAGACAGGAGAUGAGGCAGGUGUUUGCAUUGUGGGUGAGAGAGGUGAGGACAUCUGUGGAUCCGUGGGAUAGGAAGGUGACGCGCUCCAGAGAGAUUUAAGAUGCAGGAUCAGUAGGAUUUUGUGAGUGAUUGUGGAGUUGGAGGGAGGAGGAGCAUGUGAAGGAUGACUCCAUGCCUGCGCUGUUUCCCUCGGUUGGUAGUGGAAAGAGAGCUUGUGAGGGAGCAGAGCUGGCUGCAGGGUGUGGAUGCCGCAUCUCAGUUUUAGGUCUGUUAGCUUUCAGGAAUGAUCAGGACACCUAGUGGAGCUGUUUGAAGACAGUGAGGCAACCAGGACAGAAGACUAGACUGGAGAAAUGUUCUUUAUGUCCUUCCUACCUUUCUCCCCCCACUUUCCCCACACUCUGCCUUACUUUCAUCUAUCCAAUUUUUAUUAAACAUGGUACACACAAUCUGUUCAGAUAAUCCCCUGUCCUUAAGAACUUACCUUGGGGGUGGGACGGGGAGACCUGUAAUUAAACAAAUAGGUAGUAAAGUUGUAUAUAUUAACAUUUUUAUAACCAACGGCCUUCUUGGCCUUUUACCUAAUAACUGCUCGUGCCUGCAGCAGCCAGCAUGCCCACAUGUGUUGUUGUGUUUUUCAGGGAGGAAUCCAUACGAGUGUACAGGGCCAGAGACAGUUUGGCCCUUUGGCAUUCAUAUUUGGCGACAAAACAUCAAAAAAGCUGACAAAAUUCAGCAAAGUGAUAACCGUCGAUGGCAAUAUAUGUUCUGGAAAAAGCAAGCUUGCAAAAGCAAUAGCAGAGAAACUAGGCUUGAAGCACUUUCCUGAAGCAGGAAUACACUAUGCAGACAGCACCACGGGGGAUGGAAAACCCCUGGACGUACAAUAUAGUGGCAACUGCAGUUUGGAGAAGUUUUACGAUGAUCCCAAAAGUAAUGACGGCAACAGUUACCGUCUGCAGUCCUGGCUGUAUGCCAGUCGCCUCCUGCAGUACGCAGACGCCUUGGAACACUUGCUGAGCACAGGGCAGGGUGUCGUGUUGGAGCGCUCCAUCUACAGCGACUUUGUGUUCCUGGAUGCGAUGUACAAGCAGGGCUUCAUCCGGAGGCAGUGUGUGGACCACUACAAUGAGGUGAAGAAAGUGACCAUCUGCGAGUACCUGCCUCCUCACGUGGUGAUCUACAUCGACAUGCCCGUUCCAGAGGUCCAAGCUCAGAUUCAGAAGAAGGGAGAUCCACAUGAGAUGAAAAUCACCUCUGCCUAUCUUCAGGACAUCGAGAACGCCUAUAAGAAGACCUUCCUUCCUGAAAUGAGUGAAAAAUGUGAAGUUUUACAGUAUAGUGUAAAGGAAGCUCAAGAUGCAGAAAAGGUGGUGGAGGACAUCGAAUACCUCAAGUUUGACAAGGGGCCGUGGCUCGACCAGAGUGACAGUUCCUUCUACCAUCUGCGGAUGCUGGUUCAGGAUAAGUUGAAGGUGCUGAAUUACACAACCAUUCCAAUCUAUCUCCCAGAAAUCACGAUUGGAGCACACCAGAGUGACCGAGUCUUCCGUGAAUUCUCAGAGCUGCCGGGCCGCAAGUACUGCCCCGGGUAUAAUGCGGACGUGGGCGACAAGUGGAUCUGGCUGAAGUGACGGACCACCCUCUGCUAGAGCUGUAUUGGCAGUGAAGAAGAAGCUUCCAGUCUGCACUCUCGUGGCCUCCUCGUAGCUUUAAAAUUUGGGGGGAAGUAAACAUCGCACCGUGGAAGCAAUGGCAGUCGUCCCUGCGGUGUAGUCAGGGUGGACAGGAGCAUCGGAGUCUGCAGCUUUAUGUGGCAGCAAUUCGUAAUGAUCACGGGGCAAAGGAAGUCUGCUGGGGGGCCAGGCUCCACUAGAAGGGUUUCUUCUCCCACCUGUGUCCGUGUUGUGCAGGCUGGUACGUGGCUUCUUCAGACUCGAGAAAUAAACUGCUUCUGUGGCACUUGUCUCCAUUAGACUCUGCUCGCACACGGGCAUGUCGCGCAUGUGCCCACGCUCAUUUGCCAUUCCGCUCGCCGCUUACUGUGAUGUGGUUUGCUUUAAUUCAGAAACAUACUAAGAUUUAACCAUUUACUCUGUUUAUUCUAACAAUCUAUUAGAGAAAAGUAAAAAAAAUAAGGAGGGAAUACCAAAAAAUGGAAGGAAUUAGCAUAGACUAUAGAGCAGAUGUUUGGGAGUCUUGUGUGAUGAGCAGUACCCCUGGGCUCAUGAGUCCUUCCUCUGAAGGCAGAUCUGAGCUCACAGUGUCGGUGGGAUAAAACAAAAGCAAAAUAGCAUGCUCUUCGUUCUCUGAGAAUCCGUUGUCAGUGGAAGAGAGGAGCGAGAGAAAAUCCCAUUUCCUCCUCCACCUCUAAAACAGGAAACUAGGUGACGUGCCUCGCAGCUCAUUGUAGAGUUCGGCAUUUUAGUUCAGGGGUUAAGCUGUACAUUGUGAAUUCUAUCCAGUGAGUUUUUCUGUGGAGUCCCACUGUGUUAAAUGUGGCUCCUAGCCACAUGUGACCAUUACAUUUAAUGAGUUAGAAUUAAAUGCAGCUAAUUCAGUU